GAAUAUUCAAAAUAAUGUUUUACGUCAAAAUUUUAAAUGUACCGUCAAGUUGAAAUGUCUCUAUAAUGACUGCAUUUGUAUAAAAAUACAAAAAAUCAUAAAAAUAGUCAAGGAUGAAAAAAACAAAUUACCAAACAUGUUCCUUUUCAAAAUAAAAUACGUUGGAAUGUAGUAAACUGGUAGAUAAAGGUUCUAAAAUCGGCGAGCUUGUGUUGCGCAAGUUCAGUGUCCGCAAAGUCAGUUUGUUCCAAUUUAUUGAAGAAACAUCCCGUCAAGCAGCCAACGGUCAAGGCGCCAACAGUAGUUAGGCCAACGGUCAAGAAACACGAUUGUCUUGGCGUCACAAAACAAAAGAAAGUGAAAUAGUCAAAAUGGUUCAAAAAGCUACUCGUACAAGACAAGAACCACAAUUUAAGAACUUUGAUGAAACUUGUUCUUGUACCAAAUGUGACUCACUGUAUUGUUUUUCAAAGAGACACUUUGAAGACUCUUGCUCUUGCUCUUGCAAUAACUGCAAGGAAUCUAAAACAUGCCUUUUCUACACUAAUAGAUUAGUAAGAGUGAGCCAGAGUCGCUCAGACGCAACAAAUACAGCUCCCAUAUGUACAAUUUCGUCGGCGACGGGUGACAAUGCUUACUCCAAUAGCAAAUAUUCUCCAUUUUAUAAAGUCGCUUCUACAAAUUCUCAUGAAACAGUCAUAGCAAGCAAGCACUCUUCAAGUAUUUUAGCCAUUACAAACAAACAUUCCUCGAAGACUCUAGCCAUAACAAACAAGCAAUCGUCUAAGGUGUUAGCCAUUACAAACAAGACUUCAAAAACUUUAGCCAUUACCAACAAGCAGUCCUUAAAGGCUUUAGCCAUUACAAACGAGCAAUCCUCAAAUAUGUUAGCUAUUAUAAACAAAAAACCUUCGCAAAAUUUAGCUAUUACCCACAAAACUCCCGCAGUCUUUACAAACAAAUUUCUAGGUCAACAUGUUAUAGUAGCCUAUGAGACCGAAAUACAUUCAAUAUUUAGCACACAAAAGAAACCGUUCGAACGCUCUGAGAAUUCAAUAAAAAAGGAAGACAGCGCAUAUAAAUGCUCGUCGUGUUGUACUGAACCAAUACCAAAACCAGAAUCACGUUCUUGUGGACAUCACCGAUCAGCGGAAACUUACAAAGCACCGGAGCAAAUGGGUUGUUUGUCUCGAGAAUCAUACCAACCAUCAUCACCAGGGUAUGUACUCGAUCUAAGUAAUUAUAAAACGCAAAGCAAAACUGGAAGCAAAACUGAAAGCAAAACGAAUACGUGCAAAGAUACGUGUACUGAUAUUAAUCAAACAAUGACAAACAAAACUACUUACGCAAAAAAUAAUGAUAUUUGUGACGCAAGCGCAACUGGGUGUAAGUCCGGCCAUGAUCACAUGAAUUCCCGAGGUUAUGUUGUUGACAUUUCGGGCGGUCUAUACAGGCAAACAAGAAACCCACUAGAAACAUGUAAAACCAUUUUUACCAGUCCAAUAAAUGCAAUCAAAGCAUUAUGCACUACGUGUAGGCCACAGAAGAAUCAAAAAACAUUAAGUGAAGGCAAAAAAUAUAAUGAAGGUUUGUCAAGCAUGUGUAAGUGCCAGACUCCAGAUUCUGGACCCGGCUACAUAAUAGACCUUAAUAAUAAAAAGCCAUGUGACUGCAAUCAGUCUCAGGAAAAAGAACAAAAACCAUUCUACAAUAAAGAAGAUUACAACAAAACGGCGAAACCUGACUCACAGCAUACUUCACGAGGAUAUGUAUUUAAUAUGCCAAAACCAUAUGACAUAACACAAUUAAAAAAAUGUUGUAAAUGCAAUCAGCCAAAACUAGAGUCGAAUCCUCCGGGAUAUACAAUUGAUUUAAAAACGAAUUGUGACUGCAAUACCCCUAAACUUGUGUCGGACCCGCCAGGAUAUGUCUAUAACUACACUCAACGUAUAAAAUUACAACGUAAAACUACUUGCAACUGCGAACUAUUACCAGCAAAUAAUUUAUCAUACCCUCCAGGAUUUGUUCUUGUUAUACCACCAGGACAAGGUUUAAAAGAUAAACCCACGCAUCAGACUACAAAAUUUUUACCAGGUACAGAUUCAGAUUCCUGCGGAUGCAAAGCGACAAAGAAUAUAUUAAGUUUUUGGCCCGGAAAAGCAAAAAAGCACACAUCGAAAAAUCAGAAGAAUCCCUGUAGUUGCAGUGGAUCACAGCAUGAGAAGCCUCGAGACUCGCGCGGAUAUGUUUUAGAGCUUGGUCAAUAUAUAGGUGAUUCAGAAAAUAAACCAUACAAUACUGCAUGCAAAAUAUCGAAACCUAUAUCAACAUCACCAGAAUCAAGCGCUUAUAAGCUUGAAUUAUGCAGAAAUAUCCUUAAAAUUCAAAAAAAUGCAAUUGAAACCCUAGACAAUCUUUGCCUACUACAAAAAAAAUGUUGUAAUUGUCUUCCUAAUCAGAUUGAACGAUCUGAAAAUAAUGCUAAACAAAAAUAUUUAAAUAAACCAGCAUCAAUAAAACAACAAUUGUGCCAAAACAUACUUGAGACUCAGUUAAACGCGGUUGGUAUAUUACAAGACGUGACAUGCGCAGCACAGGAGAACAGUUAUUCUUAUCCAUUCAAUGAACAAGAUGGUAAAAGAUCAAAAGGCUAUAAAGAAUUACUAACAAACAAAACUUCAUGCAAUCAAUGUACUCAUCCAAAUAAAAAUAGACAAAAGUUUUUCAUAAAUUUCGUUGAGACGAAUAGAACUGGAUUUGACCCUUUAGGGUCAAUGUAUAAAAAAAGUUCCUGUGAAUGCGGUAACAAAAACUCACCCGGCUUUGUGGUUGAGUUAGUGAGACAAAAAGAUGAUCCAACGAAUAAAACCAGUAUAAACAACAGUCAGAAAAAAAAAUGUGACUGCGAAGAGUCUCGGAAAAGAUUAUCUAGCUCAGCCGGUUACAUAUUAGAUCUAGAUCAAUAUAAAAAUGAAGCAGUAAAUAAACCACGUAAAUUAAGUAAAAAUUUAAUUGAGAGUGAAUGUCAGCACAAAAAUUGCGAAUGUCGAAAAAGAAUGUCUAGUUCGGCAGGAUACAUAUUAGACUUGGACCAAUAUAAACAUGAACCAAUAAAUAAAACUCGUAAGUUGAGUAAAAAUGCGUUUGAUGUACAAAGAAAUACUAUAGAAUCACUAAACAAUACAAAUCAGAAAAAAAAGUGCGAAUGCAGUGAACAUCAAAAGAGUUCGUCCGAGUUUGAUGGAUAUAUAAUGGAUCUUAAGCAAUAUAUUAAUUUGCCAAAAAACUCUUCACAACGAUCUAAUAUCGAGCAUCGUACCGAAAUCACCUGUAAUAAAUGUUGUGUUUGUAAAAAGCAUUCAAAACAUACAUCGGAAUCAGCAGGAUAUGUUUUAGAGCUCAGCCAAUAUAAAGAAAAAGCCAUGGAAUCAUCAAACAAGAAAAGCAGUUGUUUGUGUAGCGACAAUAAGAAAAUGUCGGAAACUGCAGGUUAUAUUUUUGAUCUAGGCCAUUUUAAGCAAGAGUUGCCAACUAAAACCCAUAAAUUGAGUAAAAAUAUAUUUGGUAUACAAAGAGAUACCAUUGGAUCGGUAACAAGCGCAAACCAGAAAAAAAGUUGUGGUUGCAGUGAAACACGAAAUAAACUAUCUAGCUCAGCAGGGUAUGUAUUGGAGCUGGAACAAUAUAAAAAAACUUGCGCUUGUCGUAAAUCAUCACAAAUGACAUCAGAACCUCCCGGAGGAUAUAUAGUUGACUUAUACCAAUACAAGCAAAAACAACCUCAAAAUGGGAAUAAGACUUGUAAUUGUAAUCAUGACAAGAAAAAAACUGAUUCCGCGUCCGAAUUUCAACACAUAGGGCGUCAACUACCGAAUAUUCCCAAGACGGACAGUAGAAAUGCUUCUGAAAUAAAGACUAACACAAAUUGCCACAAAAGUUGUGUGUGCAAAAAACCAUCCAAACUUAUAUCAGACCCCCCAGGCUAUAUUCUAGAUCUCGAUCAAUAUAAACAAGAGAGAGGAAAGAAUGACCAUGACAGCUGUAAUUGUGGUAAAGAUAAGAAAAAACCGCAUGGUUCCGCAACUUAUCUUCAAGACAUUUCUCGGCAACCAUCGAAUAUACCGAAACAAUCGAGUAAGACUACUUCUGAAAUAAAAACAAACACAAAUUGUCACACAAGUUGUGUGUGCCAAAAACCAUCCAAACUUAUAUCAGACCCGCCAGGUUAUAUACUAGAUCUAGAUCAAUAUAAGCAAGACAGAGGCAAAAAUGAACGUGGCGGAUGUAAUUGCGGUCAAGGAAAGAGAAAGCCGUUUGGUUCAGCAACGCAGCUUCAAGACACUUCUCGGCAACAGCUGAAUAUGCCGAAAAGUUCGAGUAAAACUACUCCUGAAAUAAAAACAAACACAAAUUGUCACACAAGUUGUGUGUGCCAAAAACCAUCCAAACUUAUAUCAGACCCGCCAGGCUAUAUCCUAGAUCUAGAUCAAUACAAGCAAGAACGAGGAAAAAAUGACCAAGACAGCUGUAAUUGUGGCAAAGAAAAGAAAAAACCGCUUGGUUCAGCAACUUAUUUACAAGACAUUUCUCGACAACCAUCAAAUGUACCAAAGCAAUCGAGUAAAACUACUUCUGAAAUAAAAACGAACACAAAUUGUCACAAAAGUUGUGUGUGCCAAAAACCAUCCAAACUUAUAUCAGACCCGCCAGGUUAUAUACUAGAUCUAGAUCAAUAUAAGCAAGACAGAGGUAAAAAUGACCAUGACAGCUGUAAUUGUGGCAAAGAAAAGAAAAAACCGCUUGGUUCAGCAACUUAUCUACAAGACAUUUCUCGACAACCAUCAAAUGUACCAAAGCAAUCGAGUAAAACUACUUCUGAAAUAAAAACGAAUACAAAUUGUCACACAAGUUGUGUGUGCCAAAAACCAUCCAAACUUAUAUCCGACCCUCCAGGUUAUAUACUAGAUCUAGAUCAAUAUAAGCAAGAGAGAGGAAAACAUGAUCAUGACAGCUGUAAUUGUGGUCAGGGAAAGAAAAAGCCAUUUGGUUCAUCAACCCAGUUUCAAGACACUUCUCGACAACAACUGAAUGUGUCGAAAAGUUCGAGUAAAACUACUCCUGAAAUAAAAACGAACACAAAUUGUCACAAAAGUUGUGUGUGCCAAAAACCGUCGAAACUUAUAUCAGACCCGCCAGGUUAUAUACUAGACCUAGAUCAAUAUAAGCAAAAUAGAGAGAAGAAUGACAACGACGGCUGUAAUUGUGGUCAACAAAAGAAAAAGCCGUUUGAUUCAGCAACGAAGCUUCAAGAGAUUUCUCGGCAAGUAUCGAAUAUGCCGAAAAAAAAUAGUAAAAUAACUUCUGAAAUAAAAACGAACACAAAUUGUCACAAAAGUUGUGUGUGCCAAAAGCCAUCCAAACUUAUAUCGGAUCCCCCAGGCUAUAUACUUGAUCUAGACCAAUAUAAGAAAGAACAUGCGCGAAAUAAAGAUGACAAAUGCAAGUGCAGUGACCAAAAAAAGAUAUCGUCGGAAUUGUCAGGAUACAUAUUGGAUCUACAGGAAUAUAAACUACCUAAGAAUAAAGCGCAUGUAAUAAGUAAAAAUAUUUUUGAAGUACAGAUGAAUACUAUCGAAACCCAUAAAAAUGCAGACCAGAAAAAAAAUUGUUCAUGUAGUGACUCUCACAAUAGAUCUUCGAGGGGAUAUGUAUUAGACCUUAAACAAUAUAAACAAACACAACAGAAAAAUAGUUGUUCGUGCAAUGACAAUGAGUCUGGAAAAAAGAGAUCUAACUCAGCUGGAUACAUUGUAGAUCUACAACAAUAUAAACAAAAAGCACGUGAAAAUACUCACAGUGAAACGUGUAAUUGCAAAGAAACAAUCAAGAAAUUGGAACCAAUUACCUGCUGUGUGGGCGAUAUCGAGUCAAAUGAAAAUAGAUUUAAAACAAAUAUGCAACAACCACCGACAAACAGCACCGCCGUUUCGGAUUUGACUUGUAACUGUAGUGAACCUUCAGGAAACAAAUUAAAUAAUGAUUUCAGAAAAAUACAAGGUCCAACAAGAAAUGCACUCGAAGUAUGCAAAAAUAUAUAUGGCUCGCAUAUGAACACAUAUGAAAUAGACUACAGGAAAAGUGAGACUGAUGAUGAAAUGUGUAAUUGCAAUCAGUCGGGAGCAAACAGAAGGGAAUUUCCGAAAUCUACAAAAGUAGCCUUAAAUGAUGCUAAAGAAACAUGCAACUGCGAGCAAACUUCACAAAGAAAGUAUAAAACCUGAAAACACAUUUGCAGAGUGUGAAAAUAAUUUUAACACGAUCUCG
Messenger RNA from Trichoplusia ni (cabbage looper), 6324 nucleotides. RefSeq lists its product as uncharacterized. Lineage: Eukaryota; Metazoa; Arthropoda; Insecta; Lepidoptera; Noctuidae. The transcript has 3 exons. The record is from RefSeq and is a predicted model, not a curated record. Bases 372 to 6281 code for a protein of 1969 amino acids.